Penicillium griseofulvum is the source of this 1704-nucleotide messenger RNA. Its product is annotated as MFS transporter. The transcript is spliced from 2 exons. Gene Ontology annotation, molecular function: transmembrane transporter activity. The coding region runs from base 1 to 1704 and encodes 567 amino acids. NCBI's taxonomy places the organism in Eukaryota, Fungi, Ascomycota, Eurotiomycetes, Eurotiales, Aspergillaceae. The record is from RefSeq and is a predicted model, not a curated record. Gene Ontology annotation, biological process: transmembrane transport.
AUGACGGGUCCUGACCGGGCUUCGCUCAAUCGCCGCUCCUCCACGCAGCAUUACCAGACCUUCGAUACCCCACCGCCCAAGUCGCGUGGGCGACCUAACUCGGGCCAGUCCGAAUCCUCCGCAGACGGAUCACACGAUCCCCACAAUGACACCGCUGAUCCCCCGGGAACCUCAUCGCCUCUACCGAAGAGGCAAAUGGCAGUGCUAGCGAUAAUUGCACUGGCGGAGCAAACGGCCCUGAAUUCGAUCAGUCCAUACCUCCCACACAUGGCAUCGACAUUCCCCGAAGUGAAACCGACCCAGGUGGGCGUAUACGUGGGAAGCAUUGCAUCGGCAUUUGCACUGGCUCAAUUCAGCACGAAUUAUUUCUGGGGCUGGCUAUCGGAUCGUGUUGGUCGCAAGCCGGUGAUCCUGCUUGGUACCUUUUUGACUGCGCUGUGUUUCGUUGCAUUCGGAUUCUGCAAGACACUUGUACAGGCUAUAAUUGUGCAGGCGUUGAUGGGUGUGGUGAAUGGCAACCAGGGUUUGGUGUCCACCUGUCUCGGAGAAAUCACCGAUCGAAGCAACCAGUCGCAGGCUUUCACUUACCUCCCAGUACUAUAUGGAAUUGGAGGUAUAACGGGACCCCUUCUAGGAGGACUCUUCAUCUUUGAGACAAACCCUUUUACUGGCAACGAAAACCCGUAUCCCUACCUUGCACCAAAUAUCCUGUCCGCUGUUGUCCUUCUGUUGGACUUCAUCUUGACGGCUCUUUUCCUGGAAGAGAGUCUCGAAGAUGCAGAAGGUCUUCCAAAGAUCGGCAAAAAAGUCCGCAGCCUGUUCUCAUGGCUGUGGCAAUUCACUGGCAAUGCCCGCCAUCCGACCUAUGUGGAGGUCGCGCAAGAAGUGCCAUACCCCCACGGCCCGCAUGAUAUAGAGACCGAUGAUCAUGACAGUGACCUAGACUCUGCGUCUGAAGUGUCAAGCCUCCUUGGCCACCACGAGGAACUCUCUUGGGAUGAGCUCUUCACUCGAGAUACACUCUUACUUCUUUUGACAUACCUGAUCUUUGCUCUUUGCAAUGUCUCUUUCAACUCGCUAUUCCCAAUCUUCGCGCAAGCUAAGCCUCCGGCCGGACGGUCACUCACCCCAUCUGAGAUCGGCCUUGCUCAAGGGUUCGCUGGAUUCGUAACGAUCAUUUUCCAAAUUUGUGUUUUUAACCGCCUGCGGGACAAGAUGGGUAAUCGGUGGUCUUACCGCGCAGGCCUAUUUGGAUUUGUCAUCUCAUUUAUCUUAAUGCCUUUCAUUGGUUACAAGAGCAAAACUGGCAAUGGUCUGACUAGCCAGUCGGCUAUAAUGGCUGUCGAACUUUGCCUCGUGUUGCUGGUCAAGACCAUCGCUUCCGUGGGUGGUCUGACCAGCGCUCUACUUCUGAUCACAAAUUCGGCUCCUAAUCAUGCCGUCCUUGGCGCUUUGAAUGGUCUUGCACAGACUCUCUCCGCAGCUGGACGUGCAGUGGGCCCAUUCCUCUCCGGAGGACUAUUCUCCCUCACAGCCAAAAUCCAGCCUAAAGGAGAGGCCCUGGCAUUCGGAGUUUUUGGUGCUGUCUCCUUCAUUGGCUUCAUCCUGAGCUUUGGCAUCCGUGGCCGUUCACUCGAAGCAGAGGGCUGGAGCGACAGUGAUGAUGCAGACAAGUCGGACGACGACGAGCCGAGUGGUGUUUGA